UCAGUGACUGUGUCAAUGGCUGCAGAUGCGUCAGAAAGGAAGGCUCUGAGAUACAAGCAAACCCUGUUCUGGAUGUCUGCUGUGGCCACCACCAUGCCCAUUCCAUCUGGAGCCUUCAUGCCAGUCUUCAUACUGGGAGCUGCGUUCGGCCGGCUGGUGGGGGAGAUCAUGGCGACUCUGUUUCCUCAGGGGAUCGUGUUCGAUGGCAUCCUCUACCGCAUCAUCCCCGGAGGGUACGCAGUCAUUGGAGCGGCGGCGUUGACCGGUGCGGUGACUCACACGGUGUCCACGGCAGUUAUAUGCUUCGAGCUGACAGGCCAGAUCUCCCACAUCCUGCCCAUGAUGGUGGCAGUGAUCCUGGCCAACAUGGUGGCUCAGGGCCUGCAGCCGUCCCUGUACGACUCCAUCAUCCAGGUCAAGAAGCUGCCCUACCUGCCGGAGCUCGGCUUCGGUCACAUGAGCCAGUACAACAUCUUCGUUGAGGACAUCAUGGUGAGAAAGGUGAAGUUCAUAUCCUCUCAGUCCACCUACCGAGAAGUCAAACUGCUGAUGGACUCCUCCUCGCUCAAGUCAAUCCCACUGGUCGACUCAAAAGAGUCCAUGAUCCUGCUGGGCAGCAUCGACAGGCUGGAGCUCCUGGCUCUCUGUGACUGGUGGUUGUCACCGGACAGGAGGCUCCUCAUGCAGGAGGAGCAGAACCAGUCUCAGAAACACAGCUGGGAGUCCUUCGCCUUCGUGGACGAGGAUGAGGAGGAGGAGGAAGGAGAGAAGGGCAGUCCAGUCCAGGAGGAGAGGAACGGCCCGCUGCCUCCUCCCAGAGCCCAGGAGCCGUCCUCUAACCACACCACUCCCAGUCCCGAGAAAGGUCCUCUGCAGUCCGUGAGGAAAACCCUGACGAGUCUCUUCACCUCCACCAGCAGACCGACUGAGGGGCAGGCGCAGGAGCCUCGUCCUCCUCCCCUGUCGGACACAAUGACUCCAGAAGAGAUCAAAGAGUGGGAAGAGGGCGAGAUGGACAAGCCGAUGGAAAUCGACGAGAUCCGAGUGGACCCCUCCCCCUUCCAGCUGGUGGAGAGGACGUCGUUACACAAGACUCACACCUUGUUCUCCCUGCUGGGGCUCAGUCACGCUUAUGUGACCAGUAUCGGCAAACUGGUGGGAGUGGUGGCGCUGAAGGAGCUCCAGAAGGCCAUCGAGGGCUCCACCCGCUCCGGCGUCCGCCUCCGUCCUCCUCUCGCCAGCUUUCGGGACAUCAGCAAACACAAACCUGUCUCUAAACCUCCGUCCUCCUCUCCUUCUUCUCCUUCCUCUACCACGUCCACCUCCCCUCCCUCGGCUCCCGCUGCCCCCCCCCUGCCUCCUUCCUCCUCCUCCACGCCUCUCCCCCACCACCAGAGUGAGACGGAGGUGUGGAUCGAGGGGACGACGGGGGAGGCGGAGGAAACGAGCAGUGCAGGGAGCGGGGGGGUUUUCUGCACAGCCAGUCGGAGUUGCAGCUUCGACAGUAACCUCAGCCUCCCUCCCUCCUUCACUCCUCCCCCGGCGCCCUUCUCCUCCACUGCACCUCCUUCUCCCUCCUCCAUCCCUCUCUCCACCCCGAGGCCCCGUCAGGGACGCCUCGAUGGGGGGGAAGACAGCGAAGAUGAGCCGAUGGUUUAGAUUAGACGAGCUUGACUUUUUUUUAUAAAGAAUCUCUUUUUUAAUGGUUUGAGUUUUUUUCUUCUGUUCUUAAUUUGUUGCUCCGGUCGUUGGACUCUCACAUUUACCUCUUUUUACUGAUGCUGAUUCUCAUUUCACUGGACUUCACCUCCUCGUCCCUCCUCCUCCUCAUCCUCCUCCUCGUCCUCUCUGUCUUUCACCUGCUCUGUGUCUCUACCAUGUUUGAGACGUCCUCAUG
This is a messenger RNA of Pleuronectes platessa (European plaice), 1897 nucleotides long. Its product is annotated as chloride channel protein 1. Bases 16 to 1659 code for a protein of 547 amino acids. Gene Ontology annotation, molecular function: voltage-gated chloride channel activity. Gene Ontology annotation, biological process: chloride transport; transmembrane transport. Gene Ontology annotation, cellular component: membrane. The record is from RefSeq and is a predicted model, not a curated record. NCBI's taxonomy places the organism in Eukaryota, Metazoa, Chordata, Actinopteri, Pleuronectiformes, Pleuronectidae. The transcript has 13 exons.